AUGGAGGAGAAACCCUUUACAUGUCUUGAGUGUGGAAAGAGCUUCAGUUGGAGGAGCCAUCUGCUACUGCAUGAAAGGACUCACACUGGGGAGAAACCCUUUAAAUGUCUGGAGUGUGGACAGAGUUUCACUCAUAGUUCAGGCCUACGUUCACAUCAAAGGACUCACACUGGGGAGAAACCCUUUGAAUGUCUGGAGUGUGGACAGAGUUUCACUCAUAGUUCAGGCCUACGUUCACAUCAAAGGACUCACACUGGGGAGAAACCCUAUAAAUGCCAGGAGUGUGGACAGAGCUUCACUCAUAGUUCAGUUUUGCGUUCACAUCAAAGGACUCACACUGGGGAGAAACCCUAUAAAUGCCAGGAGUGUGGACAGAGCUUCACUCAAAAUUCAGUUCUGCGUUCACAUGAAAGGACUCACACUGGGGAGAAACCCUAUAAAUGCCUGGAGUGUGGACAGAGCUUUACUCAGAAUUCAGGCCUACGUACACAUCAGAGGACUCACACUGGGGAGCAACCCUUUGAAUGUCUGGAGUGCGGACAGAGUUUCACUCAUAGUUCAGGCCUACGUUCACAUCAAAGGACUCACACUGGGGAGAAACCCUACAAAUGCCUGGAGUGUGGACAGAGCUUCACUCAUAUUUCAGUUUUGCGUUCACAUCAAAGGACUCACACUGGGGAGAAACCCUAUAAGUGCCUGGAGUGUGGACAGAGCUUUACUCAGAAGGGACACUUACAUUCCCAUCAAAGGACUCACACUGGGGAGAAACCCUAUAAAUGCCUGGAGUGUGGACAGAGCUUCACUCAGAAUUCAGGCCUACGUACACAUCAAAGGACUCACACUGGGGAGGAACCCUAUACAUGCCUGGAGUGUGGACAGAGCUUCACUCAGAAUUCAGGCCUAUGUAAACAUCAAAGGACUCACACUGGGGAGAAACCCUAUAAAUGCCUGGAGUGUGGACAGAGCUUGACUCGUAGUUCAGGCCUACGUUCCCAUCAAAGGACUCACACUGGGGAGAAACCCUAUAAAUGCCUGGAGUGCGGGCAGAGCUUCACUCGUGGUUCAGGGCUACGUUCCCAUCAAAGGACUCACACUGGAGAGAAACCCUAUAAAUGUCUGGAGUGUGGACAGAGCUUCACUCAUAGUUCAGGCCUACGUUCACAUCAAAGGACUCACACUGGGGAGAAACUCUAUACAUGCCUGGAGUGUGGACAGAGCUUCACUUAUAGUUCAAAUCUAUGUAAACAUCAAAGGACUCACACUGGGGAGAAACCUUAUAAAUGCCUGGAGUGUGGACAGAGCUUUGCUCAGAGUGGAACUUUACGUUCACAUCAAAGGACUCACACUGGGGAGAAACCAUAGAAAUGCCUGGAGUGUGGACAGAGCUUUUCACGGAAUAGGGUUAUACAUCACAGAUUCAUAGAGGAGCCAGCUGCUACGGCAUGAAAGGACUCACACUGGGGAGAAACCCUAUAACUGCCUGGAGUGUGGACAGAGUUUCACUCAGAGUUCAGGCCUACGUUCACAUCAAAGGACUCACACUGGGGAGAAACCCUGUAAAUGCUUGGAGUGUGAACAGAGCUUCACUCAGAAUUCAGCUCUACGUUCACAUCAAAGGACUCACACUGGGGAGCAACUCUUGCACAUUUUGGAAAUUCAAGCUCAAAGUUGGGACAUUUCAUCACAUGUGGUGUAUUGUAGAAAGAUUGAACUAAAAUAUGUUCCAUUCUGGAAUUAAACAAAGUUAAAUGAAACUAGAGUUUUAUAUGCUGAGAAUGUUGGAUGAUCAAUUAGAAUGAAAGCAUGGGUAGUUACUGUGAGAUACUCAAGUAAGAAUUGACUGUACACAGGGAUGGAAGGAAUGUUUUAUUCCAAAGCAAAAACAAUGGCUUAUGAAGACCUGCAAAUUAGCCACAACGAACAAACUGACUACCACAACAUGGGCAAAUGUCAGUUGUAAUAGGUAUUAAUUGGAAGAGUGUUAUCAGAAAUAGAAGUGUUGUUAUAUUAUCUAAAGGGAGUAGAAUAAUGAGAUAUAAAAAUUAACAGAUAGAAUGAGGCUUUUAGGCACGUAUCCCUGUCUGUUUGUUAGUUCAGUUGUGUGUCUGUGUAGGUCACUGUUUUGCUAGUGUUUUAGUUUCUGAUUUAGUUUUGUAUCUCAUGUAGUAGUUUCAUGUUCAGUUGAAGCAUUAUAAAUUAUUUCUGCCUUUCUUGUAUUGUUACUUUUAAUUUUUUUAUUUUCAAAAAAUAGGGUGAUUUAUAAGGGUCAAAACGGCUGAAACUGGAGGGGUGGAUAUAAAUGGCUGACUAAUCGAUUUUCUGUAUUUGAAAACAAAUUGUAAUGCUUAGAACCGCUAUUAUGAAUUGUGAUGCAUGUUAACUAUAUAACUAUAUAAAAUUGAUUAUAGACAUAUAAUUGACACUGAAUCAGACAUGUAUACAAUAAAUUAGUCUUGAUUUAUCAAGGGUGUGUGUGUGUGUGUGUGUGUGUGUGUGUGUGUGUAAGGAACUGGAGUGCUUGUGAAGAACAGAAGAAACAGGCCUCAAAAGAAAAUGGAGUCCACGCAGAGUCUGACAUGGGAUGGACUUGGCGGGUGAAGCAAGGAAUCAGCAAGGCGUCUCUCACCUGGCAAGACGGAACGAGGGUCCAGGAAGGCCUAUCCGAAUAACCACGGGCAAUGAAGUGUGCAGCUGGCACCCCAUACGUCAUGCAGCCUGAGACUGAGCAUGUUUUGAAACCAGGCCGUAAGAACAGAAGGAACCGAAAGAAGGACGAAACUUUAGGCCAGGAGUCCUCAAACCUUUGAAGUGGAGGGCCGGUUCACGGUCCUUCAGACUAUUGGGGGGGCUGGACUAGGAUGAAAUAGUCCAAAAUUAGGAUUGUUGUUGUUGUGUGCAUUCGGAAUCUUCUAGAAAGCUCUUUUAGUACAAAAUGGCGGAAGCCCCGCCCACUUUCCCCAUAGAGUAUAUAUAGCCAGUGAGAGGGGCUACUGCCUCAGUUCCUUUUUUCCGCCGCUUCAAGCAGCAGCUAUGGAAUCUUUCUAUUCUUUGACUAGCCAGUUUUCUUUUCCUUUUCCUUUUAAUUUUUUAUUUAUUUUAAUCUUUUAAACUAUUUUUUACUUCAUAUCAGGCCAAUAUUGAUGUCUACCACCUUUUAAAGGUUGAUCAGCCUGUGGGGGAAAAGUUGCCUGAAAGAU
This is a messenger RNA of Anolis carolinensis (green anole), 3197 nucleotides long. RefSeq names its product zinc finger protein 658B-like. The transcript has a single exon. Bases 1 to 1362 code for a protein of 453 amino acids. The record is from RefSeq and is a predicted model, not a curated record. Lineage: Eukaryota; Metazoa; Chordata; Lepidosauria; Squamata; Anolidae.